GCAUUGAAUGUAACGGUAAAAAUGUUAGGUUAGAAAUCCGGAUAAAUAUUGGACUCCCCAAUAUAGAAACCGUCGCUUCCAUCCAUUCAAUUAGUUUUUAUACAUCAAGUGUUGAUGCAAGCGACGCAUCAACAACCCGGUUUGUUUACAAACAUAACCUAACAAAAAGUCAAAGGAAAAAUGAUUCAGGCAGCAGGAGCAGCAUCUGGUAUCCCAGACAAGGCAUGGCAGCCGCAUUUUGUCUCCUUGGAGACUUCGAUGGGCGAAAUAACGAUUGAGCUGUACUGGAAGCACGCCCCAAAUACCUGCAGGAAUUUCGCUGAGCUCGUCCGACGUGGCUACUACAAUGGCACAAUUUUCCAUCGAAUUAUCCGGGAUUUUAUGAUUCAGGGUGGUGAUCCCACGGGCACCGGGCGCGGUGGAACGUCAAUCUACGGUGGGGAGUUUGCUGAUGAAAUUCAUCCGGAUCUCAAGCACACAGGCGCGGGGAUUCUCUCAAUGGCCAAUUCAGGCCCAAAUACGAAUGGAUCGCAAUUCUUCAUCACCCUGGCACCCACACAGUGGCUCGAUGGGAAGCACGCAAUCUUCGGUCGGGUACAUUCGGGGAUGCAGGUGGUGAAGCGCAUGGGAAUGGUGGAGACGGACAAGAAUGAUCGUCCAGUGGAUAAUAUGCAAAUUGUAAAGGGAAGAGUUGAGAAAUUUUAAUGAAAUAAAAAAGAAAUUAAAUCAAUAAA
This is a messenger RNA of Lutzomyia longipalpis, 734 nucleotides long. It is a transcript of the gene Cypl, whose product is annotated as peptidyl-prolyl cis-trans isomerase-like 1. The coding region runs from base 181 to 705 and encodes 174 amino acids. Lineage: Eukaryota; Metazoa; Arthropoda; Insecta; Diptera; Psychodidae. The record is from RefSeq and is a predicted model, not a curated record. Gene Ontology annotation, biological process: protein peptidyl-prolyl isomerization; protein folding. Gene Ontology annotation, cellular component: catalytic step 2 spliceosome. Gene Ontology annotation, molecular function: peptidyl-prolyl cis-trans isomerase activity. The transcript has 2 exons.